Molecule: messenger RNA, 663 nt
Organism: Acanthosepion pharaonis
Lineage: Eukaryota; Metazoa; Mollusca; Cephalopoda; Sepiida; Sepiidae
Source: the annotation of a GenBank genome assembly
AUGCUUCAUACCAUCUCUAUACCGUCUCUGCUUCAUACCAUCUCUUUCUCUAUUAUUCUCUUUCUCUAUCACUCUCUUUCUCACUCAAACUUCCUUACGCAAACAUAUUUCUUAUACAUACGAACGAACAACGCACCUUUCAUCCGACAAACACUUAAACCAAACCUUUCUCUUUUCUUAUCAUUCAACGCCUUUUUAAACUGCUUUUAUUUCCGACAUUGUUUCCUUCAUUCCUAUUUCCCUUUUUACUUUCUUCUUUCUUUCUAUUAUUCGUCUUCAUACUUUCCGUUGUUAUUUCCAUAUUGUCUUCGUGAUUUUCUUUCUUUUUUUCAACACUUCAUUCGUCUUUCUUUUUUCACCUUCCUUCCUUCCUUCCUACCUUCCCUUUCUUCCUCCCUCCCUCCCUCCUUCCCUCGCUCCCUCCCUGCCUUCCCUCGCUCCCUCGUUCCCUGCCUUCCCGCUUCCUUCGUUCCUUUCUUCUAUUAUCAGCCAAUGCUUAACUUGGGAAUUUUCCAUGACGUCGCCAGUAGUCUGUAUUGCUCAGCCUCACCUCGCAUAUUACUUUCCAUCACUCUAAGUCUAAGCCGUUUUAUUUUAGCCUUUUCAUGGCCAAGGGCUAUCAGCCUGGGACACACUAAAACACCCUUGACUAACACUGUUUAA